This is a messenger RNA of Episyrphus balteatus (marmalade hoverfly), 3377 nucleotides long. Its product is annotated as knirps-related protein. Gene Ontology annotation, biological process: regulation of DNA-templated transcription. The transcript has 4 exons. Gene Ontology annotation, molecular function: sequence-specific DNA binding; DNA-binding transcription factor activity; zinc ion binding. The record is from RefSeq and is a predicted model, not a curated record. The coding region runs from base 1292 to 2989 and encodes 565 amino acids. Lineage: Eukaryota; Metazoa; Arthropoda; Insecta; Diptera; Syrphidae.
GACCAUCUUCCUAUGGGUGGUGGUAUUGGUUGCGGCGGCGAGUAUAUUUGCUUGCGCUGUGCUUUACGAUUGAUUGUUAAACUGGUUCCAUAGGAUUUGUUUGCAUGGCAAACGGUUCAGUUGCUUGUGGUACGCGUUUCUUGUGGGCACGGUAUUUUUCUGUUCGUAUCCGUUUUGUGUGUACUUUUCUUUAAGAGAUUCUUUGCAAGGUAAACAAGCAGUAGCAAUAGCAGCAGCAAAACCGUCGUAUUUUUUUUUUUUUGUCUUUUUUUUUUUGUGUCGUCGUUUAUAUUUUGGGCUGUCAUAUUUUAAAUCAGAUUUUUUGUUUCUCUCAACAACGACGAGACGCGACGCUUCAGUGUCACAAUACACAGUAAGUCGGAAAUCAGUUUCGGUUUUCUGUUUUUUUUUUUUUUUUUUUCUUGACCGAUGUUAAUUACUGUCAAAGUGAUUGUCACAUAGAAAAGAUUGUUUAUGCCUAAAUAUUCGGGUGCUGCUGUGAUUAUUUGGAACCAUUGUUAUGUCAACAUUAUUUGACAGUGUUCAGAUGUGAAUAAAUUAGAACUUGAUCAUUUGAAAAAAAAAAAAGAAAACAACACAGAAAAAAAAAAUGUACUCAUUUCGUGUGAUUGUAAUCCAUAAUGAGAGCUAGCUAAGUGAUGAUGAUGAGUACUUUACGCUCGCAGAGUGCUCUUUUCUCAUCUAUCUACUACAAAUAUUGCUGCUAACCACAAUGAUAUACCACUAGAUGAUGUACCAAUGAAGUCUAGUGUUCGCCCCAUAAAGGUGUGGUCUACUAAAGUGAUGUGCUAUUGCACUGUUGUAUUGUGUGCGCUAUAAAGAUGAUGAUGAUGCUAUAUUGCGAUGUGAUCUCCUCUGGUCAGAUAUAUCGUUCAAAUCUGAGAUACAUUAGAGGAUUAGUAUAUGUACACCUGUUCUAAGUGAUAGACGUUUUUUGUUUUUUUUUUGCAUUCUCACAUAUUGGUGUAAAAAAAUUAUAAAUUCGCGAAACAUUUUUGACACAUAAAUAAAUAAAUUAUAGUGCAAAUAUAGUGUAAACAAAUAAAUGCAAUAGAACAAAUGAAUACCAAUUUGAUUUGUAUAUAUCAUUAAUUGCUGCUUUUCAAUUGCAACAUUAAUGCAUUCAAAAAGGAUUACAACUGCACAAUAAUAAUAAAAUUGGAAAUCUCAUAAAAUUCAACAGACAAAAUAACUAGCAAACAGAUUCUGAAGAAGGUGAAUUGAAAAACCUUUAAAGGCAGCUCUGGAAUACCUCCACUAAUGAUCUAGUAUGUGCGAUAUGUUUCAAUUGAAUUCAGCAUCAAUGUAUAUGAAUCAAACGUGUAAAGUUUGUGGAGAACCUGCUGCUGGUUUCCAUUUUGGUGCUUUCACUUGUGAAGGUUGUAAGUCGUUUUUUGGCCGCUCCUACAACAAUUUGUCAUCCAUCUCCGAGUGCAAAAAUAACGGCGAAUGCAUCAUUAACAAGAAAAAUCGGACAGCAUGCAAGGCGUGCCGCCUGCGGAAAUGUCUCAUGGUUGGCAUGUCAAAGAGCGGCUCACGCUACGGUCGUCGCUCCAAUUGGUUCAAAAUCCAUUGCCUCCUACAGGAGCAACAACAACAAGCGGCGGCCGCUGCUGCCGCCGCCGCCGCCCACCACAAUAGUCACAAUAAUAAUCAAAAGGGCGCUGCACCGGGCUCCGUCAACCAGCACCAACCAUCGGCAGCCACAUCACUCAGCAUGCUAGGUCAUCCGGGUGCGUAUCCACCUGGUCUCUAUCCGCCACGUACAAAAGAGGAACUCAUGAUGCUGGGCUUAACAGAAGAUUACGGUAAGCAUCUUGCUGCUGCACAGUCACCUUCGGUCAGUUCGCCGGAUAGUCAUAAUUCAGACAGUUCGGUGGAUGUGAAUGUGCGGAGUAAUACGCUGUUGCGGCUGGGAAAAUCCCCAAUGGACAUGCCACCGCAUUUGAGUAAAGACUUGUUCCUGCCACUGCCGUUCCCAGGCUUGGGUUCGAUGCCAGUUAUGCCGCCGCCAGCCUUUCUCCCGCCAUCCCAUUUGCUAUUUCCUGGAUAUCAUCCUGCUCUCUAUCAGCAUCAUCAAGGAUUGUUGAAGCCGUCUUCAGCGUCGUCGGCGCUGGAGCAACAGCAGCAUCACCUCUUUAGCAAUGCCACUUCGCCACUUUCGACAAGUGGCAGCAGUAGCACGAAUAAUCGAUAUACACCGACGAAAAGUGUGGAAAAGGAUACAAUCAGUGAUCGGGGAAGUCCUUCACUCUUCCUUAAUAACAACAACAAUAAUCACAUUGGUGGCAACAACGGCAGUAAAUCAGCAGCUGAAGAGCUGACAAAGAGGUUCUACUUGGAUGCCAUGUUGAAGUCACAGCGACAGCAGUUAUCUUCAACAUGCAAUACAUCCACCACCAACUCAACGACGACUGUGACGCAUGCAACAAUCACACCGAAUUCUGACAGCGGGGUGAUGUGUGGCAAUAAAAGUUCCACCGAUGACGACAUUGAUGCCGAAAUCGAGGAGCAUUGUGAUGAAGAUGACGACAUCAAUGAUGCUGCAACUGAUUGCAGUGAGAAUCUAGUGGUUUCUAUGACACCUCCAAGAUCACCAACUAUUCAGACAGGAGUUACCACAGUUACCGCCGCGACCACUGAUCAUCAGGAUAAUCCAAUUGAUUUGAGUAUGAAAACUGGAAGCAGUUCGAUGAGUAGUAAGAGCAGUAUUGAUGGUUCGAUUGAUGACAAUCGACGGUUAUCUGGGGCGGAAAGUGAUGGUAGAAGUGGUUUGGGGGAGGGCGAUGAUGAUGAGACAAGAACUACAAUUACAACAACAAUUAAAAAGAGUACACCAUUUAGUAAUAAUAAGGCCAGUAAUAAUAAUAGUGACGAUGAAGGUUCGUGCGAAUUCGAUCAUCAUAGUAUAAAACGGAUAAAAAUGCAUAUUACAACGACACCGUUAGAUCUGACAACAAGGGUUUGAAUAUGUUUUUUAUUCUUGAUAAUAGGGAAAUAUGAUAUCACUAAUAAAAGUUGAAGAAAAGAGAUAUUAAUGAACAAUUUCUUAGAAAAAGUCACAUUACCAAGUAAAAAGAAAAUUGUUUUAUGAACCAACAUUUCAUUUAACCAGGUUUGACUGUUUUUCAAAAUUUUGAUUGUUUUACUUAAAAUGGCUUCCCUUCUAUACAAAAAUACUCAAAAAUCAUUCCUACUAUUUAAUUUAAGUGUGAAAGAAGGAACAUUUCCCUGGGACUAAGUAUCAGUGCAAAAUUAUUUUUGAAGAAUUUGAUAAAUAGCGUCUUAAUUUUCUAUCGAAAGCGAAAACUGUUAAAAAUAUACAAAUUACCUAUGCAUUUUGUUUUGAUAUAUUC